Messenger RNA from Pochonia chlamydosporia 170, 1227 nucleotides. RefSeq names its product transcription factor TFIIIC, tau55-related protein. The record is from RefSeq and is a predicted model, not a curated record. NCBI's taxonomy places the organism in Eukaryota, Fungi, Ascomycota, Sordariomycetes, Hypocreales, Clavicipitaceae. The transcript is spliced from 2 exons. Bases 1 to 1227 code for a protein of 408 amino acids.
AUGGAGAGGCCAAAAGGCGCGUUUACACCUGAUGAACCUGGCGCAUUACCACUCGACCAAGUCCUCGAGCAAAUCAUCAAAGACGAUCAAGAAGAAUGGGAAUACGAGUACUCAGCUAUAGAAACAGAGGCCAAGCUCUCAUAUCCCGAAUUCAAAGACCCCUCGGCUAAAGCACCUCGACACAACCGCGGCGGGUACUACAAAAACUGGACAGAGCGAGGCGAAACUCAGGAUGCUCGUCCUGAACCGCAACAGCCCAAACGGCCUCCCAGCAACAACAGCGACAAUGGCAAUGACAGUGAUGAGGAUAACGACAACGAAGAGGCUCCCACAGAGCAAGAUGAUCAAGACGAUGGCACACCCCUUGACCCAGCCCUUCUUGCCAUGAGCUACGGUAAAGAAAAGAUAACCACGCCUCCACCAUCGGACAAGAAAAAGGGCAAGCAACCAGAACCAGCCCAGGAAGCUGAAGCCCAAGAUCUAGCCCAAGAAGAAGCGGAAGAACCACCCGAAACAGAAGACAUCCAAAUCCUCGACCUGCACAGCUCCAAUCCCCUGUUCUCCUACAGAGGACGCCUCUUCGAAGGUCACUGGGCGGAAGUAGUCGGCACAGAAGUCAUCCUCGACAAAUCAUCAUCCGGCAGCCUCCCCUCCCUGCGCAACCUACCAGGCGACAUAUCCCUCCUCGCAGCCAGCUCCUCGCGAAUAAUGACGACGGAAAAGAUACCGCGCCCCAAAGUACCGGAAGACGACACCCUACGCCCCAUUAAAGAAGAGUGGAACAUCCGCAUCCCGGUUGGCAAAGACCCGACGGGUGAGCGAGCAGAGCAGACUGGUUUCCUGGAGAAUCUCAUGGCUUUGAAGCUGAAGAGGGGGGAUAAGGACCACGUCACGGUGUAUGCUGUGGAUGGGAAAGGGAAAGACUGGGAUGACAAAAAGGCAGUUGACUACAGGCCCAGACGAAAAAAGAUGGGCGAAGAAUUUGGUCGGGACAAGCGCAGAAAACAGGAGGUUGCUCGGCGGCCGAAGGGGCGGCCGAGUCUUGCGACGAGGUUGGAAGGGUAUCCUGUUGGGUUUAAGGGUAGCGCGAGCGGGGAUGUUCCUUUGUCGACGAUGACGCCGACGAGUUGGGAGGAUUUGGAUAGGGAGGAUGAGGAGGAGAGUGGCGGGAGUGAGGAGGAUGAUGAAGAUGAAGAUGAGGAUGAGGAUGUUACUAUGACGGGUUGA